Messenger RNA from Ostrea edulis (European flat oyster), 4120 nucleotides. Its product is annotated as centromere protein L-like. The coding region runs from base 120 to 1142 and encodes 340 amino acids. The record is from RefSeq and is a predicted model, not a curated record. NCBI's taxonomy places the organism in Eukaryota, Metazoa, Mollusca, Bivalvia, Ostreida, Ostreidae. The transcript has 12 exons.
CAGUUGUAUUUCCGCAUGUCGGUGGCGCUAAUUUUCAAUACAGCUAUCCAGCUAGCAGCUAAUGUAGCUAGCCCUUGACUAUGAAACAGCUACACAAUUUGACCAAAAUAUGGUGAAUCAUGACUACACGACAGAAAUGCCCAACACCAAAGAAUUUUUGUUCAACACCACUGACUGCCAAUCCUCUUAAAUCUAGAUUGUCACAAAAAUCGACUGCUAAGAGGUUUACACCAUAUGGAAAAACUCCACAGAGUCGGAGAAUAGCUAAAGCAUUCCCUUCUACUCAAGGCAGAAGAAAAGUAGUUCGCACCAAGUCAAAAGGCCUUUCUAACAGCAACACAGAAUCUGAGGAAUUGAAAGGAUUCACCAACAAAACAUGGAAAGUUUUCAAGUUAUCUCCUCUCUACAAGUUUAGUAGCUCCCCUAGAGAUCUUAAACGCUAUGGUCAGCUCUUAUCCUCCAGUGUAGCAAUGGCCAACCAGAAAGGAAUAAUUGAAGAGAACAAUGCCUCUGGGAAAGCAUUUUUUUGUGUCCAACAGGGUGUGAAGAAGUCUCAGAAUGAUCCUGAUGCUAUACAGAUUUUGAUAAAAGGAAGAAAACAUGCAGGUACCACUGAUACGGUUCUACUGACCGCUACACUGUGUGGGGUGGAGAUGGAGGAAAACCUGCUGAGCCAUGACAUGGAGAACUUUACAUACUACCCUGUACUUCUUGUGAAAGCCACUGUAGUCUUAGCAGAUGUUCUUAUCACUUGGCUUCAGAGACAUUUUGAUUGUAAAGUUUCCCCACUGGUUUUUCCACCUGUUGAUCUUGUCUGGAUGAUUGCCAUGUGGAGUGGAGCUCUGGCAGAUACAGGUCACAAAAACAAACCUGUAGAAUUGAUUUACUUGGUUCCAAGUGAAUGUGAAGGAAUAAAAAAAGUCACAUAUACCAUUCAAGCAGAAGAUUGUCUGAAAGUAUGGAACAGCAUUCAUGACAGCAAAGCAGAGAUGUUUACAGAAGAAGAAAUGACGACUUUUAUUUCUUGUUUGGAGGAGCACUUUUACUGCCUUUUCAGAAUAAAGCUAGAUGCAAUGCAGCUGUCCUGUGUUGGAACCUCCCUGUGUUACAUCGGUAGAGACAGUUUACUCAAGAUGACUUGACGUUGGGCCAGUAAGGGGCAUGUAUUGUUAUGCAAUACUUACAGAAUUCUUGUUCAUACAGGCAUGGAUAUCAAGUACGAGAAGGGUAAAUUGUGAAAUUAAAAUUCAAGGAUCAUCAUGUAAUUUAUGAAUUCAAAAUUUUUGAAAUCAUGACCUAUCAUCCUUCAUUAUGUCCCUGAGAUUAAGAAUGAGGGUACCAGUAUAUUGUUUUUGAUCUAGCUGUCUGUCACUAAAACCUUUGUCAUAACUUUUGAACUAUACAAGAUAGAAAAACUUCGUACUUGGUGAACUGAAGUCAAGGGAAGAGCUAAGUGAAGUCAUUCAUGAAUAGCAAUGUCAACGAAAAUGGCACACUUGAGGACAUCAUGUUUCAUAAACUCAUCUGUUUUAGAGUUUAUCUAUUGGUACAUUUGAAGGGAGUGAUAAAUUUUAUCGUCUGACAGGAGGUGGUUGGUCAUAUGAUAUGCAAGUUUUAAGAAGCUGUGCGUUUGUGUGGGAUUACUAUUGUUAUUACAUGUAUAUUGAAAAAUAAUAGAAACAAAAUUUUUUUAUAAGUAUUUUUAAUAGUGUUGAUGAUUCUUAACAAAAAUGCAUUUAUUGUUUUUUGGUUUUUGACAGUUUAAAGCAUUGUUUGAUCCAAUCCUGAUCAAAUAGAGUUGUUUCAAUGUCGUCCGAUAUUACAUUGUAUUAAAGUGUUUGGCAUCAUCAAAAACAAGGACAGGUUCAAAUAAAUCAUAAUACACUUUCUGUAUUUUCACAGAUAUUUAUUUUCAAUUUUCAUGAAAUUACGUAUGUUAACCUUUUCUUAGGUAGCCAUUUCACAAAGAACGUGUUUAAUUCAAUUUUCUUGAGACACAAAAUAUUACAAGAUAGCGCUUUCAGCAAACAUGCAGACGUUGUGUUUUAAAUUAGGCCGAUGGAUAUUCAAAUCUUCACAAGGACAGUAGGGUCAUAUUGAUUUUUAAGCAUCCUUGGGUUGUGUAGAUUCAAGUUGUUCAAAUGAUAGCCCCAGAGUAAGGGUGAGGAACAAAGUUUUAUAUUUGAACACAUUAGGAAAAAAAUCUUCAAAAAUCUUUUUCUCUAGAGCAACAGUGUCAUGAUUAGUCAUAUUAAUUCGCAAAGCAUUCAUGGACAGUACUAACUGCAGAACUGUAGCUCUCUGAAAAAAUAUUUUGACAUAACUGUUCUGCAUCUAGGGCAGUACAUACUAACAUGGCCCUAGAGUGUAGGGUGGGGGAUCAAAGUUUUACAUAGUAAUACAUGGUGGAAAAUCAUCUUCUCAAGAGCAGCAGGGCCAUGAUUAGUCAUUAAUAUGCAGUUAGUGCAGAUUCCAACCUGGAGCACAAUAGGGAAUCAAAUCUUUUCAUAGCAACAUACAAGGAAAUUAAUCUGCAUCAUUGAUACUUGUGCAUAAUUAACGUUUUGUAUGAUCAGUGAAAUUAAACAAAUUAUUUGCAACCGUUCUUUGAUGCUUGUGUCAAUAUGUUUCUUGUUUAUGAACUUUUAUGCUCAAAUUUUGAUUUCAGAUUUACUCGGCGGAGCAUGUGCCCUGUAUUUUACGACAUCUGACAGAGUUGUCUGUGGAACAUUUCACACUUGUGUAACCUGUUGAUGAUUUAAAAGAAAAUACUAAGUAGUGUGCAAUAUUUUUUGUAUUUAAAACAUGUACUAAAAUUCAAAUCUUUUGCUGAGUUAAUGCUUAAAAAUGUUUGCUCCUAAGGUUUGUGCAACCUGUGAAGGUCUUAUAAAUUUUAUGUGUGUAUGAAUAUAUAAUAUUAGUAAGAACUAUAUUUUGAAGCAGAUUUAUAUUUUAGAAAAACUAUUUUAAAGUUACAGUACAAUUUUGAUUUUCAUGUUGUGUUUUAUUUGAUUUCUUUUUCAUCACAAAAUAUAAACUUCUAAGAUUGAUAUCAGAAGCAUUAACUGAUAAUGGAAAUAACGUAUACUUUGAAGAAGGCUUAGUAUUGCAGGGUAGAUACGAGGGCUGUCCAACAAGUUCAUGGACACAUGCUGUAACGACUGAGGCAAUUGUGUGAAAUAAUAUUUUGAUAUCGACCAUGAUCAUAUAAAUAUACAAAAAUCAGAGUGAUAAAACAAUAGUUUAAGUGUGCUAUCAGCAUAAAUACUUGUAUAUACAAGCUGCACACAUUUUAGAAAAGUCUAGGUAAGCUUCACGUAAAAUUUCACCAAUUUCAGUAUGUAUCUCCAAUUUUUUAAUUUAUUUAUCAUUUCAUGAGUUUUCAAAAAAGGUUUAAGACUCGAGAAAUUUGUAUAGACAGAAAUUUGAUGGCUAAAAUUUAUCAAGAAUUUAAAUGCAAACUGAUACAAAAGGAGAUAUGAGAAUUUUGAUAAGUUGGUCUAUUUUACUAUAUUUUAUGAUGCAUAGAUUGUGGCAAGUGUAUUUUUAAAACAGUUAAUUCCAAUGCCAUUUAGGUCAUUUGUAAGCACACACCCCCCCUUUUCUCUAAUUUUAUAAAUCGUCAGAUAUGUUGAUCAGAGAAAUAUGCUUUUCAACAUUUUCUUUUAAGACUUUCAUACUUAGGAGUGAUCAUCCUCAAAUUGUCAGUCUGUAUUUCGUUUAUUGAUUUUAUGAAUAAGUUGGGUUGUUUUUUUUUUUUGUAAAAGAAACUACAGUCUAUAUUAAGCAUUUAGAAUGUGAUCAGUUUAUGUUAUCUACCUAAGCUGCAGAAUAGGGUUUUAAGAAUCAAAUUUUAUGAUAGUUUUGUUUUCAAAAAUGUAUUUUUUCAAAUUUUACAAUAGUUAAAAUUUUAUUGGGGAUUUUUCACAAAUUUAGGUACACUUAAUAUAUGAAUUUGCAACUUGUAGGUGUUGGGUCAUAGUUGGGAUUCAAUUUACUUCUUUGUAUUUUUAAAAUUCUGGGUCAAUUGUAUUGUCAUUUUUUUAUCUUUUAAAAUGUGUAGUUUCAUCUGCAGUUGUAUUUUUGCUUAUUUGCUGAAUAAAGCAUACUCUUUGUUCCA